GUUCACUCGUUCCCGUAACACUUCCGCGGUUCUUAUGUUAUCCUGUAAAUGCUAUUUGUACUGUAGAUAAUAUCAGAUAGUCAACCACCGACCAUGGUUGUACUCUUUGUCGCUGCGCAGUCUCUCUUACCAGCCUUCGUCGCCCUAAACUUCGAGUCAAGUUCAUGGCGUAUCAUUGCUUGCGGUCUCAUUAUCGCACUCAUUGCAGCAGACAUGACUACCCAUGACACUGGGGUAGGAUAUUUUGACUAUUGUCUCGGUGGUACCAUGGGUGUCAACGUGCUGGAUGCCAUCCGCUUUUUGCUAUUGACCCGACCCCUGGAGGAGUAUCGUCACGAAUCGGAUAAGGUUCCCGCGUACCAAUUGCCUUUUAUCCAGAGAUACUUCUGGGUCGCGAGUAUCUCGCCAAGGGGGAUCGGGUGGUCCUUCAAGGCAAACCACAGCAUACCUGUAGUCGAGCCACACCAUCGCACUCGCAAAGUAUUCAUCGCCUCGCGGUUGCGCCGCAUAUUCAAACACUACUUUCUCUUCGAAGCAGCACUCUUGUACAUUCGUAACAAUCCUGCCUUCACAUCCACGGCUUCCCUCGCUUCUCAAGGGUACCUUCUGUGUUGCCUCAACGCCCUCGUGAUGCCAUUUCGCUUCUACUUUGGCGUGACGUGCAUCCAGUCUGCCGCAGCAAUAUUCGCGGUGGCCGCUAACAUCCACGAACCGGAGUCGUGGCCGGCCCCAUUUGGGCACUGGGGAGACGCGUACACUAUUCGAAGAUUCUGGGGGAGGACAUGGCAUCAAAAUUUCAGAUAUACACUCACUAUAUUUGGCCCUAACACACGGAAAGAUCGACCGUGGGAAGAUAGGUCGCCUUCAAAGGGAUCUUCGACUCAACAGCCAAAUCAGCGCGAAUCUUGGGCGACAUCGUAUCACAAGCUUUGCAAUGCUUUCUUAUGUUCCGCCUUCAUUCAUGUGUGCGGGGAUGUCGUGCUCCAAAUUCGGAUACGAAAAAGAUUUACACUCAGCCCAAACAUAAUCGGAUUUUCUCUUCCAUUUUUCCUUCUGCAACCCAUAGGUGUGCUGAUUGAAGAUGCCGCCAUAGGAAUAGGGAAACGCACGGGCAUGAAGAUGGGAAGAUGGAGAAAAAUACUCGGAUACGCAUGGGUGUUGGUAUGGAUGUGUUGGACUUUGCACCCCUGGAUGGAUGGUUUGAAGGACGGCAUUGAAGCUGCGUACCCCACGCUGGAACCUGGAAUAACAAAAUACCUCCGUGUGACGGUGACAGAGAGGAUCGUUAAGAAGGUUUUCGGCAUAGACCUUGCGUCUACGAUAUCAUCGUGGUUCACAGCCUUGUAGUCGUGAUGCUGCAUGUUGAUACGUUCCAACGUUUAAGCUUGUCAAGAUUGUUUUGCAGAUGGACAUACUAGCCAACUCUCCACACUAAGGGUACGCGAUCUAUAGGCGACGUGGAUAACGCUGUGCUGUAUCAUUCUACAAUUUUCCGAGCGUGCUCGCCAUGAGAUUUUAUGCUCUGCUAUGGGCCACGAGGUGAAAGUGUAAAUUACAGUGUGGUUGAUGGCAUUGGAAGUUCAUUGUAGAAAUUCAAGUUGUUUUAUCCUCAAGUUUUGCUUUUUGACGCGUACUUGACU
Molecule: messenger RNA, 1640 nt
Organism: Pisolithus orientalis
Lineage: Eukaryota; Fungi; Basidiomycota; Agaricomycetes; Boletales; Pisolithaceae
Product: membrane bound O-acyl transferase family-domain-containing protein
Exons: 4
Coding region: 94-1347 (417 amino acids)
Biological process (GO): lipid metabolic process
Source: RefSeq, a predicted model, not a curated record